This is a messenger RNA of Trifolium pratense (red clover), 2736 nucleotides long. Its product is annotated as putative protein FAR1-RELATED SEQUENCE 10. The transcript has 4 exons. Gene Ontology annotation, biological process: regulation of DNA-templated transcription. The coding region runs from base 174 to 2261 and encodes 695 amino acids. Lineage: Eukaryota; Viridiplantae; Streptophyta; Magnoliopsida; Fabales; Fabaceae. The record is from RefSeq and is a predicted model, not a curated record. Gene Ontology annotation, molecular function: zinc ion binding.
AAUUUUCAUUCUUUUUUUACAUUUUUACAGUGAAAUUGCAAAAUAGCACAACAAGAAGAACCAGAGAACCAGGGUUUUUAUCUAUCUGGGUUCUGGUUUUGUUGUUGAAAAUUAUUAGCUUAUGGGUCACUUUAAAGUUUGAAACUUUUGAUUAAUUUCAAGUGGAAAAAUCAAUGACUUCAUUAGCUACGAAAAACCUAUGGAUUAGGAAGCAACAAUGUCCUUGUGGAGAUUGGAAAUGUUACAUUACAUAUGAGGGUGAUUCUGAGGAGGGUUCGGUAGCACCGGAAUCGGUGAAAGAAGAAAAAAUAUCAUCUUGUAGAGCUAUGAUUAUUACCCCUUAUGUUGGAAUGGUGUUUAAGAGUGAUGAUGAAGCUUUUGAACAUUAUGGUAAUUUUGCUAGGAAAAAUGGUUUUUCUAUUAGGAAAGAAAGGUCUAGAAUUAGUCCUCAGUUAGGCGUUUAUAAGCGUGAUUUUGUUUGUUACCGAUCAGGGUUUGCACCGGUGAAGAGGAAAGCUAAUGGUGAACAUCAGAGAGAUAGGAAAUCGGUUAGGUGUGGAUGUGAUGCUAAAAUGUAUCUGUCUAAGGAGGUUGUUGAUGGUGUUUCUCAAUGGUUUGUUGUUCAGUUUAGUAAUAUACAUAAUCACGAACUUUUGGAAGAUGAUCAAGUUCGCCUUUUACCUGCGUAUAGGAAAAUACACGAGGCUGAUCAAGAGCGUAUACUGUUGCUUUCGAAAGCUGGAUUUCCGAUACAUCGGAUAGUGAAAAUGCUUGAGGUUGAAAAGGGGAUUCAAGGCGGACAUUUGCCUUUCUUGGAAAGGGAUGUGAGGAACUUUGUCCAAAACCGUAAGAAGAUUGUUCAAGAGAAUGAGGCAUUGCUAAGUGAGAAAAGAGAAAAUGAUGUUUUGGAACUUCUUGAGGUGUGCAAAGCAAUGAAAGAAGCUGAUGUUGAGUUUGUUUAUGAUUUUACCGUCGAUGAGAAUGAGAAGGUUGAAAAUAUAGCUUGGUCAUAUGGUGAUUCUGUUAAUGCGAAUGCCAUGUUUGGUGAUGUAAUUUAUUUUGACACUUCUCAUCGAUCGAUCACUUAUGGAUUGCUUUUUGGAGUGUGGUUUGGUAUUGAUAAUUGUGGCAGAACCAUUUUUUUCGGUUGUGUUUUAUUGCAGGAUGAAACACCACAAUCCUUCGCAUGGGCGUUACAGGCAUUUCUCCGGUUCAUGAGAGGAAGAUGUCCACAAACAAUUCUAUCUGAUCUUGAUCCUGGUCUUAGAGACGCCGUUAGAAGCGAAUUUCCAGGAACUAAACAUGUCAUUCUAGUGUGGAAUAUUAUAAACAAGGUACCAAGUUGGUUUUCUCUUCCUCUUGGGUCUCGUUAUGCCGAGUUUAAAUCCGAGUUUAAUGCCUUAUUUAACAUUGAGAAUACAGAAGAAUUUGAACUUCAGUGGAGCCAAAUGAUUUCUGUUUUUGGACUUGAUUCAGAUAAACAUAUUGAUUUACUGUAUUCUGUUCGAGCCUCCUGGGCACAACCCUAUGUAAGAGGUUAUUUUUUGGCUCGAAUGGCGACAACAACUUAUUCCAAGUCUAUAGAUGCAUUUUUGAAAGGAAUCUUCACUCAACAUACAUGUUUGCGUAGCUUUUUUGAACAGGUUGGCAUUUCUGCAAAUUUCCAACGUCAGUCACAUCAGGAGACUCAAUUUACAAAUCUUAGAACUUGCAUACCAAUUGAAGAGCAUGCACGGAGCAUUCUCACACCUUAUGCUUUCAAUGCUUUGCAACAAGAAUUAUCAUUGGCAAUGCAAUACGCUACAUCUGAAAUGGCCAAUGGAUCAUAUAUUAUACGACACUUCAAAAGGUUGGAUGGAGAAUGGCUCGUGUUCUGGCUACCAGAAGAUGAACAGAUACACUGCUCUUGCAAGGAAUUUGAAUCGUCGGGAAUAUUAUGCAGACAUGCUCUUCAUGUACUUGUUAUAAAGAAUUACUUUCAGCUUCCUGACAAAUACUAUUUAAGUAGAUGGCGCCGGGAAUGUUCUUUACUUGUUGAGGAUGAGAAUAACAACCAAAGUAUUAUUGGUGGGGAAUGGUUUCAAGAAUAUCAAUCUUUAGCUGAAACUUUGUUUUCAGAAUCAUCAAUUACAAAGUAUCGAUCUGACUUUGUUCGCAAAGAACUGACAAAAGAACUUAAUAGGAUUCUUAAUGAGGUUAGAAAUCUGCCUGAGACUGAUGAAGUCUGUAACAUGAAUGUGACGGUUUCGCCAAAUAGCUAGUUUGAAGUUUUGGAUUGUAUAUAUCUGAUGAAAUGCAAAUUGGAAACCACUAGCAUCAUGAUAAUAUCAUGACAUGAAGUGACAAAGUAAAGAAUGCAUGCCAUCUAAGAAGCACGGACACUCCCGGUGUUGGACACGCGUCGGUGUCGAACACCGACACUGACACUUAAGAUUCAACUGGAUUAUGGCAUUUUCUCAAACUAUUAUUGGUGUCGAUGUAUCGGUGUCUGUGUCGUGUCCGGUGUCAGUGUCUGUGCUUCAUAGAUGCACAGAAAGGAAAUGACAAGAACAGUGUCAAAGUGAAAUGAGGUAGAGAGAAAGUUUAUAAAAUUGUCCAAAGAUUUUAAUUUUACACAUACUUUAUACUCUUUACUUCACUGUCAUGUAUGUUACCUUCAUAUUUAGUUAUAGCAAUUACAAGGGAAGUUAUUUGGUUCUAUGAAAGAUAAAGUGAAGAUUGCUGUGAGUUUGCCAA